ACACUCAAUUGAGCAAAUCAUCAGAUGGAAUCCCCAAAUCUGUCCGGCUACCGGAGGAAGGCGGUCGAGGAGCUUCUCCAAGGCCGUAAAUCGGCCAAGGAACUGAAGGAUCUGCUAAGGCAAACUCCGGGAACCGGAGAUCUGGUUCUGGUCGAGAAAAUCUUGAGCUCGUUUGCUAACUCUAUUGCGAUGUUGAGUAGCAACCAGCCAGACGAGGUUUCACAGAAUCUGAGGAUUAAGUCGGAGGAUUCCGGCGACAGCAUUAAGAGUUCAAGGCGAAAGGAUGGAAGAGGAUGUUACAAGCGAAGGAGAUGUGUGGAUUCAUGGGUAAAAGAGAUUACGAGUCUUAUCGACGACGGCCAUUCUUGGAGAAAAUAUGGGCAGAAAGAUAUCCUUAAGGCCAAACACCCAAGGAGCUACUACAGGUGCACGCACAAGUUUGAUCAGAGCUGCCCAGCGACGAAGCAAGUCCAACAAAUUGAGGACAAUCCACCCAAGUACCGAAUCGUAUAUUACGGCCACCACACCUGCAUGAAUUUGCUCAACGCCUCUCAGCUCCUUCUUGACUCCGCCUCCACACACACAGACUCUUCCUUCUUGCUCAACUUCGAAACUGGCACUGCUACGGCGGCUGCUACACCUGCCGGCGUUAAAACACAGAGCCCCUUCUCAUCUUUCUCAUCGGUAAAACAGGAGUACAAGGACAACAUACCAACCGAACUCAUCACUGAUCAGCACCAUCAAUCAUCGUCGACGACCACAAAGUCGGAUUAUCUCCUGUCCCCGGAGAUUACCUCAGGUGGCAUCAUGAUGCUGUCGUCACCCGAGUCUGAGCCGCCCCUAGAUGUCUUUUCUGGGGUUAUCGAUUCUUUCCUCUUUGAUGAUGUCUUUGCAUCAUUAUAGGUUUUUUUAUCUGAGUUAGCUUUUUGUUUGUAAAAUUAAGCUAAAAUAAUUUCAAGGUUUUUAAUUUCUUAAAAUAAAUUAGUUGGAUUAAAGAUCUAAAUACCCAUCUUAAUAUUUAAAAAAAAAAUGUCCGAAUCUUACAAAUAAUCUAUGUUUGUAGUGAUUCCGUGAAUCUAUGUAUGGAUCUUAGCUGUCCGAUCUUGGGAAGGGUAUACGAUCAUGUAGUUGAG
Rubroshorea leprosula is the source of this 1133-nucleotide messenger RNA. Lineage: Eukaryota; Viridiplantae; Streptophyta; Magnoliopsida; Malvales; Dipterocarpaceae. The record is from the annotation of a GenBank genome assembly.